UGGCACGAAGUCGCCAUGUUGGUAGGGUAAAUAUAUGGCGAAAAUCAAGUGGUUUCUCCGUCUUUUAUAACGGCCUGGUUGGUUUUAAUGGUUCUACUUCAUGCCAUGAUGUCAACGAUAACUACGACGUCGGCAAAUAGUAAACCUAUUGGUGUCACCUCGGCAAUAAGUCUCGCUGGACCAAAACCAGAGGAUGUUCAACAUACGGAGAACAUAAAAAAUGUUCUUACAGAGUAUAGCGUGUUUGAGAGCGAAGAGGAACUACAGCACAGAAUGGUUGUAUUAGCCAAACUGAAUACGAUAGUUAAAGAGUGGAUUAAACAGCUAAGUUUGGAGAAGAAUAUUCCUGAAAAUUUAAUCGACCAAGUUGGAGGAAAAAUCUUUACAUUUGGUUCCUUCAGACUGGGUGUUCACACUCAAGGAGCCGAUAUUGAUACAUUGCUAGUGGCCCCACGUCAUAUUAACAGAGAGGAUUUCUUCAGUAGUUUUUAUGAAAUCCUGAGAGGAAAUGAAGAAGUCAAAGAGUUACGGGCAAUCAAGGAUGCUUUUGUUCCUGUGAUUAAAAUGGAAUUUUGUAGAAUUGAAAUGGAUUUGUUAUUUGCAAGACUAGCUCUAGCCCAGGUACCAGACAAUCUUGAUUUGCUUGAUGAAAGCUUACUGAAGAAUUUAGAUCAAAAAUGUGUCAAAAGUUUGAAUGGUUGCAGAGUCACAGAUGAAAUUCUACGAUUAGUCCCUAAUCAUGAGUCGUUCAAACUCACGCUUCGAGUGAUUAAACUAUGGGCCAAGAAACAUGGUGUGUAUUCCAAUGUUCUUGGAUUUCUUGGUGGUGUUUCAUGGGCCAUGUUGGUUGCAAGAACUUGCCAGCUUUAUCCAAAUGCUGCAGCAUCAACUCUUGUAGAAAAGUUUUUCUUAGUUUUUUCAAAAUGGAAGUGGCCAAAUCCAGUUUUAUUAAAAGAAUUGUCCACUGAGAAUAAACUAAGCUAUCCUGUCUGGAAUCCAAAGAUAACACCAGCAGAUGGUUAUCACUUGAUGCCAAUCAUCACUCCAGCGUAUCCCCAACAAAAUUCCACAUACAACGUCUCCGCCUCAACCAAGAAAAUUAUGCAAGAUGAAUUUGAAGAAGGACUCAAGACUGUACAGAAUAUUUAUUUUGGAAAAGCUGAUUGGCAUGCACUUUUCACACCUCCUAGUUUUUUUCUCAAAUACAGACAUUAUAUUGUUCUUAGUGCGCUGUCUGCCAACGAAGAGGAUCAUAUUGCAUGGACUGGUUUAGUUGAAUCGAAAGUAAGACUGCUGGUCAAUCAAUUAGAAAAUAAACCAUACAUAGAAUUAGCUCAUGUCAAUCCCAAACACUACCCUCCACUAAAUCCUGACAAAGAUUGUUGUAUCAGUCGAUGGUUCAUAGGAUUGUCGUUUGAAAAAACAGAGAACGUCGCACUCGACCUAACUUAUGACAUUCAAUAUUUCACAAAUAUCGUUCACAAUCGUGCUGUGACAAUUGAAAUUUUCAAAGAAGGAAUGAAAACAGAAGUAAAAUAUGUUAAAAAAAAACAAUUGUCAGAUUACCUGCCUUCUAGUAUCUUAAGAUUAAAAAAGAAAAGUUCACUUCUUCCGAAUAACGGUGUAGAAAAGAUCGCAGAGGAAAAGAAGAGUGACAUUGUAAAUAGCGAGGACACUAGCCGUGAUGUCCACAAUGAACAGAAAUCUACGGAAAUCGAAGAAAAGAAAGAUGAUAACGGAUCUUCCUGUGUAGAAGAGAAGAUUUUGGAGGCUAAUGAGAAUGGAUUGGCGAGUAUUGCUGGGGUGAAGAGGCGAAGGGAGUCCACAACGGAUGAAUCUGCCGAAGAAGAUGGAAUUAAGAAAAAGAGGCAAUUUAAACCCGGAGAACAGGUAGACGUGUUACCGGAGGGGAUAGAAGUGCCGCAGAAUCAAGUCGUAGCAGCUAAAAAAGAAGCUAUAAAGUUGACUUUGAAAUAACGCUUCUCGUCUCGUCUCUGCAUGGCCCAAACACCGCGUGGCGGAGCCUUGGAUGUGGAUAUCAGCUUCUUCACAGGAUAGUAUGAAACCCUGAGAUUGAGUGUUCCCCAUUUUGAGACAAAUACGAGUAUGAACUGUAUUAUAUUAUGUAUAGACGUAUAAGCAUUGCGCACAGCGAGGCCUUGACUGCAGCCAGGGAUUUCACUGACUGAGCUCACAACAAUCCUGCAUUUUGAUCAUUGAAUGAGAACUUUUCCCGAGAACAGAACUCACUUCGAUAUAGUUGAAGUGUCGAUUCGGAUUCAUUCAUUCAUUUCAUCGGUUGAUGGUCGUCAUGGCAACGUUUCAUAGUUUUAGUUCAUAUGUAUAGUUGAAAUUGUUGCAGUUGCAGUAUGUCAGCGCUUGAAGGUCGACGACUAUAACAGACUCGUAGUUUCUCUCUCCACGUUUGUGUUUUCGCCUGAUAUUGGCUGCAUAGAUAACCUUAGGUGGUCAUUCCUUCGUAGUGUUUCCAUAGUAACUUCGUGCAUAUUGCAACAGAUUUUUGGGAGGUCUUAUGAAACCUCCAUUUCUUCUUUCAUCCUCAAACUAGUUGGCAGAUAGUGGCGUUCGUAUUCUCCCUGGGCUUUAUAUAUGACGCUAUUCUUUUUCUUAUGAUCACAUUAGAUAUUUCUGUCUACCGACAGACGAGUUUAACGGAAAAGCAUAUAUGUUUUAAUUAAUAGUAUCCUUUGAAGAGGAAGGGAGAAGAUUUGACUAGACAUUGUUCGUACACUGUGGGGUGUCGCAUACAUAAUUAAUAUUGUAUUGAAUAUUAACUUGUAAUGGAUGGUGUCUUUUACAGGUUUUGGUGAUUAUAUUCACCAUGGUAUUGUGUGUUUU
Messenger RNA from Dendronephthya gigantea, 2859 nucleotides. RefSeq names its product poly(A) polymerase type 3-like. Gene Ontology annotation, molecular function: RNA binding; poly(A) RNA polymerase activity. The coding region runs from base 88 to 1977 and encodes 629 amino acids. The record is from RefSeq and is a predicted model, not a curated record. Gene Ontology annotation, cellular component: nucleus. NCBI's taxonomy places the organism in Eukaryota, Metazoa, Cnidaria, Anthozoa, Malacalcyonacea, Nephtheidae. The transcript has 23 exons.